This is a messenger RNA of Aspergillus wentii DTO 134E9, 3558 nucleotides long. RefSeq lists its product as uncharacterized. Lineage: Eukaryota; Fungi; Ascomycota; Eurotiomycetes; Eurotiales; Aspergillaceae. Bases 1 to 3558 code for a protein of 1185 amino acids. The transcript is spliced from 3 exons. The record is from RefSeq and is a predicted model, not a curated record. Gene Ontology annotation, molecular function: protein binding; ATP hydrolysis activity.
AUGGCUCUCUGCAACUGCUUUCAGUUUCUAAAAAGGAAGGGAAAGAGGAAAGUUCCUACCUCUGCUGUGAAUGAUCGCCAAAAACACUCCGAGUCAUCCUCUGCAGGUCUGCAGUCAGCCCCCGCAUCAGUCGAGGAGAAGCCGCAGCUUGCAGAGAAAGAAGACACCCACGAGGAUUUGACACUUGUUGCAAAGGAGAUCUGGGAUGACGCAUACGACGAACUGAGAAAUGAUGCCUCGAAGAAGGAAUUGGUUGAUGAAUAUGAGAAGAUUCUUCGGUCGCAACUGCGUGAUCUGCGUUCAGAUAGUCAGCGCGCCUUGAAUAGUGAUGACAGUGAUGGUAACGAAAAAGGCAAUAUAGCCAGCGACCUUGCGCGCCUGGAUAAAAAAGACCGUCAAGCGCUUGUUGACGCAUUAGUUGAAAAAGGCCUGGAAGAAACCAACAAGUCAUCGACUGGCCGGGAGAUCAUCUCAAUUGUUUCAUCCUCUAUCCAGAAGACCAAAGCUAUUGUCGAUUCGGCAGUCUCAGCGUGUCCACCUGCAUCGAUAGCCUGGGCGGCGACUUGUCUGAUUGUCGUCCCAGUCAUUGUCAAUAAUGUCGAGCAGACUGAUGCCAAUCAAGCUGGACUCAACUAUGUGAUAUCCAUAUUGCCGUGGUAUACUCAACUAAUCGAUCUUCUCGAUGCGGAUGCUUGGAACAGCCCUGAGAAAUUCCACGAACUCAAAUCAACAAUCCGAAAGGAAAUCGUGAAGCUAUAUAAGCUCCUAAUUGAAUACCAGCUACGAAGUGUUCGAGCCCAUCACUCCAAGACUACCAUUGCGAGGAAUAUCGUGAAAUGGGAUGACUGGGCGAAGAUGAUCCAGGAUAUCAAGGAUGCUGAACAGCAGCUCAACGGUUAUAUCUCAACUUACCACAAGGUGAAAUUCCAACACAAAUUCGACGCCAUGGGGGACAGGAUUCAAGAGAUCAGAGACAUUCUCAGCCUUUCCUCGCAGGAGCAGACCGACAUCCUGAAGGAGAUCCGUGACUCCAAUAAUAACCAAAGCAAACUUAUGGAACAGAAUGCGAAGGCAGCCAUCUCCCAGAGAAGAAAAGAGAUCGUCGAUAAGUUCAAGCCCGAUCCCUCGCAUCUCGAUCUCGACAUCUACGCAAGUCAUAUCAGUCAGAUUUCUAGUCCGCAUGACGGGACCGGUCAGGGCGUUCUUCACCAUUCCAAGUUCAAGCAAUGGUCGGACGCGGAAAGAGGUAUAUUGGUGUUGACUGCGCAUCCUGGAACUGGCAAGUCCGUUCUCGCAAAGCACUUGCUGGAGGAGUUGCCGAAAUACAAGCCCACCAGCAUCUGUUCUUUCUUCUUCAUGGACCGCACUGGACAUACCAACCCGAGAACCGCUCUGUGCAAGAUCAUAUAUGAGCUUCUCAAGCAAUGUUCCACACUUGAUGCAGUGAGCGACAGGGCCGAUCGGUUAGACACGCAUGACAUACAGCUUGACUCGAGGAAAUUCUGGUCUCUCUUUAAUGCUGCAGUCCAGGACACCAGUCAUGGUAGUGUGGUCGUUGUUCUGGAUGCACUUGAUGAAUGUGAUCAUGAUCAAGUAAAACCACUGAUCAAGGCAUUGAGAAACUACCAUUCUUCUUUUCCAACCUCGCGAGUGAGGUUCCUGCUUACUACACGUCCUCUGCCCGAUAUACUCCAGGAGUUUGAGGAAGCCUCCAUCAUGAACUGGGACGAUGACCCCGGCUGCCGUGAAUCUCUGAGCAGAGAUAUUGCCGACGUGACCAACUUCCAUAUUGAGAAACUCUCCAAAGAUAAGGAUAUUGAUGAAGACACACAGCAGGAGCUUCUUGAUCGGUUGGAGGCAGGCCGUGAUCGUACAUAUCUUUUUGUGCAAUUGCUCUUCGACUACCUCGAGAGACAAGGCCGGCAAGUCAGCUCCGAAGACUGGCUGGACAUUUUUCAAACAUUGCCAGACGAUCUUCCAAGUACCUAUGGGGCAUUUUUGCGAGACGUUCGCAAGAAUAAUCACUUCAAGGUGAGGACGAUGCUCAAGAUCGUCCUGGCGGCGGCGAGGCCAUUGACAUUGAGGGAAAUGAACAUUGCAUUGAUCCUCCACUUGAAGGAUUACUCCUCUUGUCAAACGGAAGAUCAGAUGAAGCUACAGUCUCCGGAGAGUUUUAAGAAAUGGAUCUUUGAAGCGUGUGGGUUCUGCUUUGACAUCUACAAUGACCGAAUCUACUUCAUCCACCAGACGGUCAAGGAUUACCUCCUGUCCAGUGAAUUUGAUGAUCAAGUGGGUUGGUUGGGUGAUUUUUCCAUCAAAUCUUGUGAACAGACUAUUGCGAAAAGCUGCAUUAAGUACUUGUCGCUUUCUUUUAUAAAAGAAGGGAAGUUCAUGAGUGUUCAAGAGUGUAUAGAUGCUCCUUCAUAUACGAUGGCCGUCUAUCACCAGUGGUGUACGACAACGUUUGCAUUUGGAGAUUAUGCAUUCUCCAAGUGGAUCAUCCAUCUGAUCAACAGUCAUGGGCCAGAGGAAAGUCAAGAGCAGACAAAAACACUCACUGAUAUGGUCGUCGAAUAUCCUGAGAUGCCGGUGGAUCUCGCCGUGUCGAUAUUCUGCUGUUCCACCUUGGCUUCUCAUAUCGAAGCAAAGGCAUUCGUCGGAUUUCUGCCAUCGGAAUAUCCCGAUCGCAUUGAUAUCCUCAGUGCAUUGGGCCAAAGCCUCAUUACCAGAAUCGAAAACAUGCACGGUGGGACUGCUGACCUCGAGUAUGGAGUCACUUUGGCCGAACAAGUCAGAGAGCAAACACCCGACGAUCAUCCAAAAUUUGCAAAAAGGCUCGCCAUUUUGAGUAUGGGAUUAAGGCGCAAGGCAACAAAAGUUCGUGAUCCUCUCAUUCUUGAGCAAGCUAUCCAGGUUGCGGAGGAAGCAGUCGCCAUCACACCACCGGGCCACCCUGACCGGCCUCGCACUCUGCAUACACGCGCAUGUGCAUUCAACUAUCAAUUCAGAGACGACAAGCGAAUGGAGGAUAUCAACCAAGCCAUCGAUGACUCUGUGAAAGCUGUCGAAUGCACACCGGCCCAAGACCCUGACCGACCUCUAUAUCUGUGCCGGUUAGCAUGCUAUUUGAGUGAGCGAUACGACAUCACAGAAGAAAUGGAAGAUCUUGAUGAGGCUACUAGGCUUGCUGAAGAGGCCAUUGACGCGUUACCAGAAGGUCAUCCACGGGAGUAUCAAGUUCUCGAUGACCUUUCAAACGUGCUCAUGUCGAAGUGCUACAUGACCGACAAUGUUGACGACACCAAUUGGGCACUUGAGGUCAUGGAAAGAUGCCUGACUCUAUCCGUCAACUUCAGCAUCAGGCUUAGCUUCCUCCAAAAAGCCGCAUACUUUCACUUUCUUCAUCAAGCUCUGACGAAGGAAAAGCACGAUCUUGACCGGGCUGUUGCUGCUGUCAAAGAAGCGCUGGAUGCUACACCUUCCGGUGAUAUCAACCAGGCUUCUGUCGAGGGUCUGUAUACAAGGCUGCGCAGAAAGCAAGGUCAUGAGAAUGAGUGA